AUGGAUCUCGACGAUAACGAAGGUCGCAGCAAGGCAGAAACUACGAAAAAGGGAGCCAAGGCGCGCAAGACGGCGGCCGACGCUGCCUCUGGUGCGGGCCCGGGCGUUACGACCAAUGGCGCAACCAAUGGCACAGCACCUCAGCCUAAGCGACGCAAGGUCGAGAAGCCGGCAGCCGCGACCGCGCCGGCAGAUCGGGCCUUGGCUGGUGUGUUCGGGACGGAUGCGCCCAAGACCAAAACCUCAAGCCCCAGGGCAGGAACGGUGUCACAGGCAACCCAACUUCAGCUACAUCAUCACCAGUCAUUGGAGCGUUUCCAGACGCCAAGCUACCUCGUGGCUCACCAGUCCCUUUUGCCUGUCAAGGCCCCGGGUCGCCGCCCGCGCAAGACAAAACUCUAUACAAUCAACAGCAGAUGCCAAUAA
Messenger RNA from Verticillium alfalfae VaMs.102, 426 nucleotides. RefSeq lists its product as hypothetical. The record is from RefSeq and is a predicted model, not a curated record. The transcript has 2 exons. NCBI's taxonomy places the organism in Eukaryota, Fungi, Ascomycota, Sordariomycetes, Glomerellales, Plectosphaerellaceae. The coding region runs from base 1 to 426 and encodes 141 amino acids.